Molecule: messenger RNA, 13884 nt
Organism: Podarcis lilfordi (Lilford's wall lizard)
Lineage: Eukaryota; Metazoa; Chordata; Lepidosauria; Squamata; Lacertidae
Source: the annotation of a GenBank genome assembly
GGAGCUGUUCUUUAUUUAUUGCCGUUUAUUAAUUGCUUCCCAUGAACUGCCAUUUAUUCAUUGCUUCCCAGAAAAUAUCUAAAAGUGACUACACAAUGAAAACAUCAGUAAUAAAAGAAAUUACAAUUUCAUAUAUUUACAUAAAUGAAAACAGUUUAAAAACAAUUAUGGACACUCAUAUGUAAGAACAGUUACAAAUCCAACAGAGACCAGGACUGAGAUCAAGAUUUUCAGUUGUUGGAAAAGGAAGGCGUUCAAUAGGUGCCAGAAUGACAGUAGAGAUGGUUCUGGUCUGAGGGAAUAAGUUCCAAAGGGUAGGUUCCACCAUGCUGAAAACCCAGUUCUUACACUGCACAGAAUGGGCCUCUUGAGAAGAUGGUAUACAGGAGGGCCUUUCCUGCAGAGCUUUGUGAUUUGCAGGAUAUAUAUGGAGUGAGACCAUUGUUUAAAUUAAGAGAUGAGAGACAAAAGGGCAUAGUCACGGAUACAAAGGAGGGCGAUGGGUGACAGCGGGUGAAUGGACAGGUAUUGGGGGAACAGGAGAAAUGGUGAUGUAUGGUGUGGGGGUUGGGAACUGUGGUCUAGGGAGGGGUAAGAGUAGUUAGGAGAAACAGAGAAGAAGAUGGAUCAGAAAUGGCCGGUAGAAUUCCUGCCCUUCUGGACACAUUCUCCGCUCAAGCUAGGACAUAUACCAGCUUGGAGCAAAAAUGUUCCCUCAGACGAGAUCUCUGUGGGAGGCCACAAGAUGAACGCUGUUACAUUUUUAAUGCUCUGUUAACUGUAUUGGGUCAAAGGUUCAGAAAGGUGACAGCGAGGGCUACAUUGCACUUAAACUUAAUCAUCUGCUUUCCAGUCAUGCAGGUGGAAAACUCCUAAGCCUUUCCAGGAUGCUAGUCUCUAGAAAAUGUGGUGCUAUUUGCCUCAUGUAUAAAAACUUUUAAAACCAAUAAAAGUUACAAGCGGCCAUACUGCCAUUUCCACAGGAGAUGUACCCAGUGAGCAAUAGAACCCAAUUUUGCCUUAAUAUUGGUGAGCCAUGAGUAAUACAAGGGCUAUAAAAAUCUUCAGUUUAUAUGCAAUAGGUUCUCUCACAUUGAUGAGCAUUGCUUUUCACUCAGAUAGACACUUUAAAGUGACAGGGUGACUAAACGCUCAGCUAGAUUGAUAAUUUCCACAAUCAAUCAGUAGCUCAGCUCUAUAAAUGUUUAGCUAAGAAAUGUCAUUCAUUUGUUUCAGUGGAGCUACCUUUUUAUGGGAAUUAGCUCCCCUUUACAGAGUUAUGUAGAAGACAGGCCCUAUAAUUGGUUCCGUCCGAUAAAAACUAUUCAAGACACUCUCUUUUAAAGUUUAAAUAACAAAUAACUUUUACUUUGUGUACUUGCACUUGCAGAUUAAAUAUACCACAGCUGAGUGUUACUUAUAUUACUAAUACAUAUUACAUAGAUUUGUAUCAAAGAUAAAUACGGUUGCAGGCUGUUACAGACUGACUAACUCUGAGACAGACAGCAGCACAACAGAGCAUACCUGCUGCUCUAACAGUUAAGACUGUCAUAGCUGUACCAACUGCCAUAACUGCCUCAGGCGUAUAGGAGCCAACUCCUAGGGGCCAAGGGGUCUUUCCCCCCCAUAAAAUAUUUGAGGGGGGCUUCCCCCCAGCUGAUGGGCAAUGCCAUUCAAAUGGUGUGUGUGCACUGUCAUGUGAUCAGUCAGGGUGAUCACAUUUCCAAGCCGGGUUGCACUGCUAACAAAGUGUCUCAAGGGGGCUCAGAGACUCCUUCAGCUUCUGGGUGGCUCUGUGGGAACGGCCUUUUCCCAAAAAAUUUGCCACAGCCACCCCGCACCCCCAUCCCAAGAAAUGAAGCCAAACUUCCGGAGGGAAAUGCUCAAAGCUCAAGAAAGGAGAGGAUGUUGAAGUAGCAGGGGGAUGUGUAUUUUAUUUUAUGACAGAUCAGACGGUUUCCUAAAGCUACAGAUGCAAGUCAAAUACUGUGGUUGGUAAACACCCCUAGUACAUAUGCUUAGGAUUGCACCCUUUGUUAAUUUCUGCCACAUCUGUGGAAUCCAACUCUUGAUCUUGUGUGAUUCCCCCCCCCCCGAGAGAAAUAUGAGGAAAAGUAGCUCUAAGACUAGCUACAAGAUUUAUUUAAAGCAUAUGGCUUACAGGUGCCUGACUGUCAGUCUUCAUGCUUUCUUACAGAAUAGGUACAAAAUCAAACACAAGUCCCUACUUUUAUCAUUUUUCAAGCUAAUCAACUUAGACAUCAAAGUGGAUUUUUUACUCCUCUCUAAACUAUCCCCCCAUGGUACUACCAGAGGCGUACUUGGGGUCCCUUGCAUCCUUGGCAAGGAGCUGUAUCAAUGCCCCCCCCCCCCACAAAAAAUCACUUUACCACAAUAGCCACAUUAUAAAUUACUACAUUUUAUGCAACCUAAGUACUCAAAGUGUCCAGAGUGAGAGCGAGGUGAGGAGGAAGGGCGAAAAAGAUGACACACCUUUGUGCCGUGGUGUGAGAAGGAUGGGAGGCUUCCCCUGUGUUUGAUCUUUCCACGACAACGGUGGCACAUCACCAACAUAUAUGCCAUACACCCCAUAGUUUGGUAGGUUAUUUUUGCAGAGGGUGGUGGGCCUGACCUAUAUACUCAGCAGGGACAGUUUCACAAACCCCUUUGUAUGCUUCUGGGUACUACUUCUGUACCCUAGAGCUUCCUAGUUCCUACAAUCAGUAUAGUUUUAUAAAUUCAUUCUUAUGAUUCCCACUUCUGUCAUAUAGCUAAGACGCCAACCACUUUGCACUACACUUUGCACUACAAGCUAGUCAAUAGGCUUGGGGAGGGGCUUGGCUAGAGCCAUGAUCUAAAUGCCUGAAACUCAAUUAAAAAUCAUUUGAUCCAAGCCCACUCAACGCACACUCACAUGCUUAUAUUUAUAGGACAGCAGUGAGGUGACGUUGCAGUGCAUUGCCAAGUUUGCCUGACAAUUGACCUUGUGAAUGCUCCACCAUAUAUCAUGAUUGCUGCUUCGCUGGUGACCAGUCUGAAAUAUUCCAAACAGAAAAUAUUGCACUAAGACCUUGACAGAUUAAAGCCUUCACAGUAUCUGUCAACACACAUCUGCAUCCCAAAAUGGCAAAUCAGUGGCAGCUUUGCCAUUUCACCCUGGUGUGCUUGUGUAAGGCUAUCAUAUGAGAACUCUCAGUUCAGCAUUAGUACAAAGCUUUGGCACAUAGGUGCAGAGAGAGAAAAGGAACAUAAUUUUUUUUUGCACUGAUAUUUCUGCAAGCUCUCUGCACCUAUGUGCCAAAGCUUUGUACUAAUGCUGAGCUGAGAGUUCUCAUAUGAUAGCCUUUGGUUUAAAUUUCUCCACCUCCAAAUUUCACAACCCCCCCCCAAACUGACCCAAAUGGUGCUGAUUUUACACCCAGCAAAAUGGGGACUACUUUUGGCUAGCCCUGAUUUUUUACAGCAGUGAGAUAAAUAUGAUCACCUGCAAGUGUUUGCAGACCAAGCCACAGUGCAACAGUGCCGUGAUAUCUGGAUAGGAAAAUCCUCACAGGUGAAGGGUGUUUCUCCUACAACUUUUCCUCAACAUACCCAAACAUGCAUUUUCCUCCUCAGGUUUUUGGGCCUUUCACCUUCAUUUCUUUUCCUCCCCUCCUCCUUGUGAAAAGUAAUUCCCACUUACUACAUCUGUGUUUUCACCCCAUUGUGCCUGUCUGAACUAGAGCUCUAAAAAGAAAGAAAAAAUUCUUAGUGUUCCUAACUAAAAGGAAAUUUCCUCCAAAUGUUUUACCAUGGUAGGGAAUUUCUUUAAAAACAUUAAACUGGCUGCUUUUUAAUGAUGUGUUUAAAAUUAAACAUUCCCAGAUGGGAUGUAUAUUAUGGACAAACCAUGUCCUUCAGUUCAAGUACCCUGUUUACUUUAAAAUCUGAAACUAACUACAAAUGCAAACCAGUUUUUAUUUUCAAGCACCUGGAAAAAAUUACCAAAUUCUUAGGUGUGCAUUGUAAUGAGAACAAAUACAGAAGAGUGUGAAUUCUUGGGUUUCAAUAUCUAUUUUUAAAUUGUUUCCCGAGUAAGCUUUCUAUUUAGAUUUAAUGAGAUUCUAACUGCAUUUUAAAAAAGAAAAGAAAAAUCCCAGACGAUUAUUAAAGACAUAUUCCUGUAGGUUUUGCACACAUAGUUUAAACAUUUCUUAAACAGUGUUUCAGAUCAUCGUUGGCAUUCCAGAUGAGUUAUCUUCCUAAAUAAGUUGAAUUAUUAAACUUUUACUAGAAACACACACUGCGGGGGGAUUAACUGUUUUUCAAGAGACACAAAUCUCUGCAGUUGCUCAGCUCUGACGGAUCUGUUUUUUAAAUGGUUUGGCUGCCAUCCUGCACACAAUUAGGCCUCUAAAAUCCAAUUGAUUUGUGAUAGAAUUUAAACUGCUUGUGUGUGCUGGAUUGUAGUCCAGGUGAUUUUAAGGCACAUUUUUUUGCCUAUUAUUUUAAAGCCACCUAAAAUCAAAGUCUAUUAAAACAUCACCAUAUACAGUGGUACCUCUGGAUACAAACAGGAUCCAUUCCAGAGCCCCGUUUGCAUCCAGAAGCGAAUGCAACCCGUGUCUGCGUGUGCUCAGGUCGCAAUUUGCCACUUCUGUGCAUGCACAUGACGUCAUUUUGACUGUCUGCGCAUGCGCAAGCAGCAAAACCCGGAAAUAACACAUUCUGUUACUUCCAGGUCGCCGCGGAGCGCAACCCGAAAGCACUCAACCUGAAGCAACUUCAACCCAAGGUAUGACUGUACAAGAUAAUACCAGAAGAGAGAGAUUAUUGUGAUAAACAGGUCAUGGGACCUAAGAAAGCUGCUCUGUGCAAUCUCCCAUAAUAGUAUUGGGGAUUCAGCAGGUGGUUAUUUAAAGGUGCAUUUAUCUGCCCCACUCUUUUUGAUAGGUUCUCUAAUAUUUCCCUGUACUGACAAAUGGUGAAAGCAUCCAACAGAUCCUCUUAACUGGUCAUCAUGGAUUUGGUUAAGGACCAGCACCAGAGGUUGGCAAAGUCAGGCACCUUCCUAGGCCCAUGCCCCAAUUGGGGGGGGGGGGUACAGCCAAUCCCUAGAGCCUCCUGGCCUCCUCCUUCUCUUUGCUUCUGCUGCUGCCUGUUCACCUGCCCUCACCAAGUGAAUGAGCAUUGGGAGGAACAAAACAAGGAGCAGUAACCACAACACAUCUUGCCAGCACACCUUCUUUAGGAGAUGGUAUAACUAGGCCCAAAGGAAGAAACCACUGAAUGGGCAGUAACAACUGUACACAGAAGAGGCGGGUACUUAGUGAGAUGGGUCCACUGAGAGAAUCUCACCCAAAGACCCUCAAAUCUGGAACAAGCAUUGAUUUGGUUGACCAGCUAGAGCACUUCAGAUAUUAUCUGUAUGGGGGGCAGGGAGUGCUCAUUUUACACAAUGAUGUCACCACAGUUUGUCAUAAGUAUCCUUGGGUGGCACUCCUGUUGUUACUGAAUUGCAACUCACAUCAUCCUUGGCCAUUGGCUGCGUCAUCUUGGGAUGUAGCCCAACAACAUCUGGAGGCCCACCCACGCUUGCAUGGCUUACAGGGUGAUCAUUUUCCCCACCCGUCUUACUGCAACUUUAGCAAAGGCACAAGCAGAAAGAACUACAGCUUUCUCCUGUCUUGAGGUGUUGGAAAGCAGAAGCUGCUGAACUUUUUGCUGCUCAGGCAGCUUCAAAAAGUUCAAAGCUGCUGUCAAGAAAAGGUGGUAGUCCUAGCAGCUAAAGGGAAGUCUCAGAAAUACUGUUUUUUGUCUCUCUUUUUUGUUCCAGCUUUCUCUUCUCAUUCAUAAUCAAGGGCCAAACUAGACAUGUCAUUAAGCGUAUUUUUGUAUUUACUCCAGUGGUGGAUUUGACCAACACCACCCCAAGCAAAGUAUCAGUUUUGGAAAUGUGAUUUUCUGCAGGAGGAAAAGAUUCAAAUCUCUCCCUAGUGCAAGUUACACUGAACACAAGUGCAAGCUCUCUCUAUACAUGUACACGGUUGUGUGAAAGAGCAUACGCUUGUUGAUUUGUACAGAUCAACUAUUUGUAUAUACAGGUGCACAGAUUGUACACUUAUUGAAUGUAACAUGUCAGUGCUCCUGAAGUCUGCUGUAAUCCUGACUAUCAGCUGAUGCAAUUUACAUCAAAGCCGCAUUUUUUAAAACCCUAGAUGCAAAAGCUCAAAAAAGACAAAUGCCUAAAUAAAAACAAGGGAAUAUACUGCUGGUGUUAGGUACAAUACAAAGUGAAUGUUUGGUCUCACCAACAAGAUCAGAGAUCAGGAACUAGGUACCCUGUCAGAUUACAGGGCCCAUCUCUGACCAUUGGUCAUGCUGUCUGGGGCUAAGGAAGUUGGGGUCCAACAUCAGCUGGAGUGCCAUAGAUUCUCCAGUCCCUGAUCUACAUACAGCCUUGCUAACAGGGAGCAUCUUACAUUAUGAGACAUUUAGUGUAUUUAGAGCAAAACUGAUUUUGUCUACUCAUAAAUGGGGAAAUGAGGAAGGAAGAUCUCCAGAAAGUACAGACUGCAAAUCAUUUCAAAAUGAGAUAUGUCCCAAUCACAGAGGCCAUACUGAAACAUCACCUCAUAAUUGCUCAAUAUACAAGUCAGAACAUGUCAAGAUGAAAUGCUUGAGGAACAUGGUUAGCUAUUAUUGUGUUUGCUCUUUCCGGGGUGUGAUGGAAUGCAGAAUGAGCCACACGGCAGGAAUUGUUGUUCUUUUUUAAAGCUAUAAAAUGAAGACACAGGCAGAUCUGUUAAAUGGCAUUCUCCCUUCAGGAGUAUACACCAUGGCUUUGUCCAUGGACUUGAACCACAGCUCCCAUCUUCCCUGGCCUUGCUUGCUGGGGCUGAUGAGAAUUGUAGUUCAGCAACAUAAACACAGGUUCUCAACACCUGAUCUAACUCAUGGUGUUUUUUGGAAACUACCGCCCAAAUGCUAUUGACCAGUAAGCAACUGGACACAAACAAACAAACAAACAAAUAUCAUGAGCAGCUCAUACCAUUACUGCCCAUGAACUGUCACACCAUUGCACUUCCUGGAUUUUUUUCAUGCAAAUAUUUGUGCUUCUUUAGUGGUACAACAUUUUGCAUGAUUGGUGUGGACAGGUGUUUCCUUCUGUACCUCUUCAUGGUCAUUGCAGCAUCCAUGCUCUUGUAUUACCAGAGCCCUUAUUUUUAUCUACGCAUUUGCAACAUGACAUCCACACCCCUAUUCACUCUGUUUCAUUUUAUCUGAUAAUUUGUGUACAUAAACGAAAACUGACUAUUCCACUGUCCCAGGACCUGAUUGCCUCAUUCCAUCUCAAUUCUCCAUUUUUGGGGGUGGUGGUCAAAUGGAACAAUGUUUAUAUGGGUGUUGGUUAUGAUAUACCAUUAUUUCAAAUAGAAUAUAUAAGAAACGAAAUUGGGAGCUGGUUAUUUUCAUAGGGCUCCUCUGCUCUAAAACUUGUUGACAGAUUGGUUCAUCAGCCACUGAUCUUCUUGUCCUGGGGUCAUGAUAUUGGAUAGCAAUAUCUGUUUCCACACCCUUGUUAUGGAUACCAAAGUAUGUAGUGAUGAGUGAAUGAGAGCAAACUCUCUCUAUAAACCUUCCUUAAGGCAAACUCGGGGUAUUUUCACACACAUCUCUGAAAAGGUGUAGCAGAAACACAGGGCAAGCCGGCACAGCCUGAUGUGAUUAAUACUUCUCUGUUGCUGUUAUCUAUAGAAUCCUCCCCAAAUGGACUCAUAUUUUUGGGACAUGUUCACACCAAUCAAUUCUGUGCCCCAGGAAAAGGAACAAGCUAAAUGUCCUGCUGAUCACAGCUCUCAGUGAAUCUUUCUGCUGCUGGGAAGUUUAUGCCUGCCAAUAUUGGGGGGGGGGGUGCUUUUAAGCACACCUAUUUUUCAUCAAGUCUGAGUGUUUACUUCUGAGCAGAGCCACCGCUGGGGAGGCCUCAAGCCUACUGCUCAAAAUAGAGCCGUUCCCAUUCAGCAGGUCCCAGCCAGCCCUUCCCUGGAGUAGGAGAGAUAAUGACUGGUGACCUGAGUGAGUUCACAUUGGCCAAUCGACAGGCAUUUGACAAAUAACAGGAGCCUUAAGCACUGUUUAGGCUCCAGAGAACAAAUGUAUUAGGCUCCAGAGAACAAAUGAGGAGAAAGAGGAAGACAAUCACUAAGGUUGUGUGUUAAAAACAAUUUCUCCACUUCUCACAGUCUCUUGCAUUGCAAGCUGUCUUUAAAUAAAAGUGCACUCUCUCCCCCACCACCACUAUCUAUUGCUAGCCAGAUAGAACAAAAAACCCCCCAAAACAAAACCCCUCUUCAGAUUGCAUGUUUCUGUUUCAUGUCACUUGUCAAGGAAAAUGAGAUGAUAAUGCCAAAACUAGUAGUGCUGUUAAUAAUAUUUAUUAUUUAUAUGUUUUAAAAAGAAAAGAGAUACGCAUAGAUCAACAGAGAGGAAAGGCAUUGCCCACAGGCCCAUAAUCAAAAGAGGGAAGGUGAGUGUGAUGGGAAAGGGGAUGGCUUUUUCAUCGAACACAGCUUGAGGAAGGGCAGAGCAUCUGCCUUGCAUUCAGAAACCCCUAGCUCAUCUCCAGGUAGGGCAGGGGGAGACCACUACCAGGAACCCUGGAGGUCUGCUGCCCUUCCGUGUAGACAAUACUCCACUAGAUACCGCAAUGUUCUGACGCAAUGGAAAUAACAUUUGUCAUUGUUUUCAGGUGCUUCAUUCUUAAGGUUUCAUCUUGCAUCCUUUUGGCUUUCAGAGAAUAUGAAACACCUUUUGGGAAAGAUUUUACUUUAUGGAAAUCCCAUAUGAGAGCACAUGCAGUUUUAUUAGCUAUAUUUUCAAAGCUGGGUUGGGCAAAACUUUAGAGCUGCAUCUGAAGAAUCUGUGACAUUUUCUUUUUAGUGUUGCUUGGCUUUAUUUCUCAGAAAUAAAGACAAAGGCUGUUCUUUAGAUAAAUCUGGAUAUACUGCAAGCCCACUUCAAUGCCUUUUGUCCAUAAUCCUGUAUUUCCUUUCCUUUUUAUAAAUGACACUUUAUUUAGCUCCCUUUCAAUAUACUAUGUAUAUUGAAUACUAUAUGUAUACUACCAUGUUUUUCUUUUCUUUUCGUUGAAUCAGAUUCCCAUAGAUGAUGGUAGUGGAAGAGACAGCUGGUUAUUGGUAGGCACUCUGCUGUCUUGCACUCUCAAUCUCAAAAAUAUGUUUUCUUGAUAUUAUGUGCAUUGAGUUUCUAGUGCAAUAAUCACAUACCUAUGCAUUCACAGGUACCUCCUCUCCAGUCUUCUGUUGUAGAGAUCCUACAUUAUUUUUAGGCUGCAUACACACUAACCUGUUUACAGUACAAAAAUGUGGUUUUUUGCCAUCCAGAAUCAUUGGUGCUCAUCCUCAACAUGCUGCUUUCAAUCUAGAAUUAUUCUAGACCCUGCUGUCUCCAAGGGUGGCUAUAGCUUCAUGACACAUGGGUUUAUCUAUACUUCCAUUUUUCCUUCCCUUUCCCCCCUGGGGAAACCCAUUUUUAGUGCUAAAUCAGAACAGAAUGGUGAUUAAUAUACACAUAAUAAUAAAUUAUACAUUCUUUAUCAACCUUCUGAGAAAAAUACAAAACAUUAAACAAAGCCACAGAGACUUGCGAACUACCCAACUUUGCAGGUAGCACACUCCCAAGAUAGUUUUCUGAGCUUCUUCAGUGGUCUAAUCUCAAAGUCUUGAUAUUCAGUCUUAUAGAGAAUACUCUUUCUUGGCUUAAGCUUAAGAGACUACCUGCAAGCCCCAGUAAAAGGGCCCCAUUGGGGGCGGACAGCGGCCUCUUGAUUACUUGGACUACCAGGGCGAAACAGGUGCAAAACGCCAGCACCCUGUCAUCUGCAACUUCAUUAACAUCUAUCUACAACUCCACUAGCAUCUCUGGGUAUUGUGAAUAACACCGAACUUACCUUUUGUUGGUAUCUUCAUGAACUUAUCUAAAAGACUGAGUUAAGCAUUUGAAAAAUCUAUUGAAACCAGACAUUAUAAGUUCAUCUUAGGUUGGGUAGUUCGCAAGUCUCUGUGGCUUUGCUUAAAGUUUUGUAUUUUUCUCAGAAGGUUGAUAAAAAAUGUAUAAUUUAUUAUUCUGUGUAUAUUAAUCGUCAACGUGUUGCAUGAGUCGCACCACUUCUAUCAGCAGCACAGGUUGCAUUUUUCUAGCAUUAAAUCAGAACAGAAUGGCAAUUGGGUUUUCCGCAUAUUGCAGCUUGUUCCACUUUAGUCCUAAAGAGCAGGUUUUCUGGAUGAAAGUGGCAGGCCAAAGGCAAAACUUGUCAGACCCAUGCCUAGAAAGCAAUGGAAAGGGGGGGCGGAUUGUAUGGCCCCAUGCUUUCUAGGCAUGGGACAAGCGGAUAGAUCCGCACCUUUUCCUCCCUACAUGUGUUCUCUGUCAAUGAAGAAGGAAGUGGUAAUUGCCAUCUUGGCAUACACCCACGUGCAUUGUCAUUGGUUACAUCUGCUUUCAAAGGGGCAAACAGUGGAGUCAUGCAGAAUCAAUCUGCAGUGAGCUUGCGUUUUUGGAAAGGAAUAGUUUCUCAGGAAGUGCUUUUCAGGGGGAAAGAAUAUACAAUAGAUCUAGAUUUUGUGUGGACUAUGUGGAAGUACUCAGGGCUCCAAUGAGCUUAGAAUAAAAUGUUGCAUGUACACAGCCUAAGUUUUUAUUAUUAUUGUUGUUUAUAGCCAGUGGCCAUUACAGUACAAAUCCUGCCAAACAACCAAGACAGUCCAAGGGUAAGUCAAAACAUAUAUAUUUUCAGAGCUGCAAAUUUUCAUAACUUAAAAUGUCUCAUUGGCCAGCAGCCAUCUAAUUUUGAAACCAUCUGACUGACUUUCUGAAAUAAACAGAAGAAUCUAUCCCUGGGUGAAUCAUAUAAAGGACAGUACAGCAGAAUAUAGUGUGUGAUGUCUCUGAUCUCAUUCAAGCCAUGUAUAUAAUCCUUUGUUGGCCCAUUAAAGAAUUUACUGGUCAGAUUUCUAAAAUGAAGUUUGAGACUCAGAUUCAAGGAACGUGCACAGGGAGAAGGUGGUAGGCUGUGCUUUAUGCAUGUGUUCCUUGAGUGAUUGUACACAUGAAUGUCUUUGUAUGGGCAAUUGGAAGCACUGUCCCUGAUCUAGUUCUCGAGUUCCCUGCACACAAAACAGGACAACAGUCAAACCAGAAGAAGUCACCUUUCCAGCUUAACUAUAAUACAAUGCUGUUUCCAACUGUUUCGUGUAAGAAUUGCUUUUGCUGUAAUUCUGACUGAUCGAUUUCCCCAUUCUCAUCUACUGGACAAGAAGAGAGCAAACCUUACGAAACCAAUUUCCAAUUAUGAGACCCUGCUGGUCUCUGGGGCACACCUGCUGUUUCUUUCAGUUUUCUGGAUUCAGCAAUUCUCCAAGGGUAAGGGUGGAGUUACUAAAAUCCUACUGAAUUGAUGAGUUUCUCUUACACACAUGGCAAUUCCAUACAACACUAUGUAAUGCCUAGCCAGCUAGAGCAGAAACUUUAGGUUCCAUUUAGUUAGUUGUUUUUAAAGUCAGGAAGUUAAAUGUGCCAUAACAACAAGAACCCUUCUUUUUUCUAUUGCCAGGCUUUAAUGAUUCUCAUACUGGGCGAUACAAUUGGUCUGUUAACUGGAAAUAUGUUGAAGGCCCGUUCUUCUUUCCUGAAUGAAACACUGGCUGUGCUGACCUUGGCUGGAAGUUUAUUGUUACUCACUGUCGUGAAGAGAAAGCAAGAGCCAGUGACAAUUUGUUCAUACAAUUUAAAAUAUAUUAUUGAGCCUUUCAGCCACAUUGAGAGUUCUUUAAUGAUCAGCAGAUGUGUUGCCUGUGUCAGUUUUCUUUGGACACAAACAGAAUCUGCUCAGCCUGUCCCAGGAUCCCUUUGGCCGCUCAGCUACAUCUCAAGGCCCACUGCCUAGCUAAUUUGGUGUUUGCUCCCUUGUGUGUCAUUAUAACAGGGCUGGGGAGCUUCAGCUGUGUUUUCCUGUGACCUGGUGUCACCCUGAAGCAAGUUUGGUUCUUCCCCUCCUCUUGUUCCUCCUCGGUGCUUAACAACAGUCAAAUCACCUAAUGAGUGGCUUGAGCUCCCGCUCCCGAAUUAUUUUCUUAAAACAAAUUGUUCGUUGUUUUCAUUCCACAAAUGAUAUUGACCCACUUUCAUGAUCUUCAGAAACUGAAAAGGAGGCAAAUAUUCAUACCGUGGUCAGCAGCCAUUUUGAAGCAGCAGUAAAGCAGGAGUUGACCAAGGUGGCCUGCAGACAAGUCCUUUUGCAACAAGUUACCACAAUCCAUGCAUCCCCCUUUGCUGCAGGGCUGGCAACUGGGGGGGGGGUUACUUGGGCAGCCAGUAAUUUUAUGAGAAACUUUCAGAAAGUUCUCUGUGUUCCUCAUCAGUAAUAGACUCGUACUCAUAGAGAGCCAGUGUGGUAUAGUGGUUAAGAGCGGUAGUCUCGUAACCUGGGGAACCGGGUUCGCGUCUCCGCUCCUCCACAUGCAGCUGCUGGGUGACCUUGGGCUAGUCACACUUUUUUGAAGUCUCUCAGCCCCACUCACCUCACAGAGUGUUUGUUGUGGGGGAGGAAGGGAAAGGAGAAUGUUAGCCGCUUUGAGACUCCUGAAGGGGAGUAAAAGGCGGGAUAUCAAAUACAAACUCUUCUCUUCUUCUUCUAUACCUCCUCACUCUUCCCAUUCUACAUUUCUACCGUUCUUUGUUGAAAUUUGUGUGUGUACAAUCAUAGAUAUGAAAUACUUUCACUGGCAAUGUGAACUAAGCAACUCUGUGAUGUCUUUAUUAUUUGAUAGACUCCUAAUCUAUCCCAUCAGCUCAGGGUACAUAACACCAUAAUCAUUAUUUCAGUUCAGUUAACAAGUGGGGAGGCCUCUAGACACCUUUCCCUAUGCCUAAGUGUAUUUAGAUCCAUGAGAUCAGGGUUGGCAAUGUAAUGUCCCCCAAGACAUAUCCAGGUUGUCAUAGCUUUUCCAGCUUCCUCUUUCUUUUCUGAAAUGACGAGCAGCCUGCAGGUGAGAUCUAGCGCUGCAGGAAAUCAUUUCUUUCUCAGCACAUUAAGGUAGAAUCCUUGCCAAUCAACACAUGUCUCAGAUGAGGGUGGGAACUUAGUGUGCAGUGGAAAGCAAAAUAACCCUUAUUUUGCUAAGAAGGGUUUAGGAGAACGUUAGAACCUCGUGUACUCAUAACAAGCAAAAAGCACACUAAAACUAACAGACUCCAAAUGUUUUAUUAAGCACAUAUUUGCUUCCAAUGGUAUGGUUUUCGUCUCCAGAAAUUGCCCUUGCAACUUUCCAAGAUGUAACAUUUCUGCCCAUUCUCUUGUAACAGAUUGUCAAUGCACCAACAUGCCCAACAUGCUGUAGGCUGCAAAUCUUGAACAUGCACUGGAGCACUGCAAAGGCUUACUCUCCCUCUCCUUGUAUAUGCCUUGCAUUGGGUAUCCAGUAGAGUCACACUAAGGAGGAAGAAUCCCACUACUGCAAACUGCCUCUCCCAGUGCAGCGCAGCUUUACUCAUGGGAUGCUUUUAGCAGGGGCCACAAGGGACUGCAAUGGGGAGGAGGCAGCAGGGGAUGUUCUUGCGUGACAAUUAUUUUGCUUGGCUAGCACUGGAUAUAGUUACUCGCAUACAAAAAGUAAUUUAUGAGCUUGGGUAUUUGCAUGUACACAAAACCUUUGGGAUUCUUCUCUCACAAAAAUGGGGAAGAGGAGAAAAGGACAAUAAAGGUUGACCUGCAAAAACAAACAAGUUGUAUUCAUGCAUCUAGCUGUAUAGAGUCGCAUCUUGUCUUCCUGCCUUUGCAGGUGUGUCAAACAUCGUUAGUGCUCUCUUGUCACCUUAGGAUGC